AUGAUAUUCUGGGGCCCAACCUUGAAUACCAAGAUGCCCCCCCAAGUGGAGUCUCGUUUCUUUCAGCCAAGGAAAGACCUCGCUCCUGUUCCCACGGUGCAGUCGAGUUCGUCCGAUCUCCUGUCCGAAUCAUCGAGUCCACUGGCCCUUUUCCAAAAGAGAAAGCAGACAUCACGGACAGGAAGAGAUCAUUCAAGUGGCAUUGCGUUCGUUGAGAGAUCAUGCCAAAUGCAAGCUGAGGCCCCUUCCUUCUUGCCAUUUUCAUCUCGUCAAAGCUUGGAGGACUCUCCAGUUGGGCAUCAACCCGAAGCUUCUUCGCACUUUGGAAAUAUCCCAAUUUCCAUUCGAGGAAUCGUUCUAGUGGCUAUAGACGACCUUCCUACCCAAUACCGAUCAUUGUUCCCAUUCCCACUGUUCAAUGCUGUCCAGUCAAAAUGUUUCCAAACUGCUUAUGGCUCCAACGACAACUUGGUGCUCUCUGCACCAACUGGUAGUGGGAAAACAGUCAUCAUGGAAUUGGCUAUUUGCAGAUUACUCAGCAUCUUGAAAGAUGAACGAUUCAAGGUCGUGUAUCAAGCUCCAACUAAAUCACUGUGCGCUGAAAGGUUCCGUGACUGGAAUGCCAAAUUCUCGUCACUAAAUCUGAAAUGUGCGGAAUUGACCGGCGACACCGACCAUACGCAUAUACGAAGCGUGCAGAAUAGCCAGAUAAUAAUCACUACACCAGAGAAAUGGGACAGCAUGACACGGAAAUGGAAAGACCACAUGCGGCUGAUGCAGCUUGUGAAGUUAUUCCUCAUUGACGAAGUGCACAUCCUGAAAGAGUCCCGCGGAGCGACUCUAGAAGCUGUCGUAUCUCGAAUGAAGAACAUCGGCUCUAAUGUACGAUUCGUGGCGUUGAGUGCUACGGUACCAAAUUCAGAGGAUGUUGCGACAUGGCUCGGCAAGGACGCAACAAACCAACACGUUCCUGCUCAUAGGGAACAUUUUGGUGAAGAGUUUCGCCCAGUCAAGCUACAAAAAUUUGUUUAUGGGUACCAGUCGAUGGUGAAUGAUUUUGCUUUCGACAAGAUCUGCGGUUCGAAACUCCCGGAGAUUAUUGAAGUCCAUUCAUGCCAAAAGCCAAUAAUGAUUUUUUGCUGCACGCGCAACUCAUCUGUCGCCACAGCCAAAGAGCUUGCUCGAAUCUGGGAAUUGACAAACCCUCCAGCUCGAUUGUGGAAAGGCCCUGAUCGAUACUUUGAAGUUCACAGCGAUGAUUUGAAAACAACAAUUGCUGCUGGAGUGGCAUUCCACCAUGCGGGACUUGGUCCCAGCGACCGCCACACCAUCGAGAAAGGUUUCUUAGAUGGGCAUAUUCACGUCAUCUGCUGCACUUCAACCCUGGCAGUUGGCGUCAAUCUGCCAUGCCAUCUCGUGAUAAUCAAGAAUACAGUUGGGUGGCAGGAAGGCGGCUGCAAAGAGUAUUCUGAUUUCGAAAUGAUGCAGAUGUUGGGACGUGCGGGCCGUCCCCAAUUCGAUGACAGUGCAACGGCCGUCAUUCUCACCCGAAAACACCGAGUCGAUCACUACGAAAAACUGGUCUCUGGCACUGAAAGUCUCGAGAGUUGCUUGCAUCUGAACCUAAUCGAACACCUGAAUGCCGAGAUAGGGUUGGGGAAUGUCUCGGACGUGGAAACGGCAACCAAGUGGCUUGCAGGAACGUUUCUUUUCGUGAGACUGCGGCGGAAUCCAACCCACUACAAGCUCAAAGAAGGCGCAAGUGAAGAGGACGAGGAUGAGUUACUCCGCCAUAUCUGCGAAAAAGACAUAGCUCUGUUGAGAGAAUGUGGACUUGUGGAAGCGGAGGCUCUACGCUCGACUCAGUUUGGAGAGGCCAUGGCUCGAUAUUAUGUCCGCUUUGACACGAUGAGGAUUCUUCUUUCACUGGAAGAUAAGGCAACUGUAUAUCAGAUUCUUGAUGCAAUCGUGCAAGCCGAAGAGUUCAAGGAAAUCCGCCUCAAGGUCGGCGAAAAGUCUCUGUUCAAAGAAAUCAACCGCGAUCAAGCGAUCAGGUAUCCAAUCAAAGUCGACAUCGCACUUCCCGCUCACAAAAUAUCUCUCCUCUUGCAGUCAGAGCUAGGAGCUGCUGAUUUUCCAAGUGGCGAUCAAUUCCAAAAGCAUAAAUUUUCGAUACAGCAAGACAAGAAUCUUGUCUUUUCUCACGUUUCCAGACUGAUUCGAUGCGUGAUCGACUGCCAGAUUGCACGGGGAGAUUCUGUAUCCAUUGCUAACGCACUAGAGUUGGCGAGAAGUUUCGGAGCCAAAGUCUGGGACCGUUCACCGCUUCAAAUGAAACAGAUCGAACAAGUAGGCGUCGUUGCUGUGAGAAAGCUGGCCGCUUCCGGGAUCACUAGUAUGGAAGAUCUUGAAGAUGCAGAGCCUCAUCUAAUUGAGAUGACUCUCAGCAAGAACCCUCCUUUCGGAACUAAGUUAUUGGCACGACUGAAAGAAUUUCCAAAGCUUCGAGUGAACUUGAAAAUUAUGGGAAAGAUCACGGCCAAGGACGCGAGGACCGGAAGGGUCAAGAUCCCGUUCCAGUUUGAAGUGGCAACUAUGAAUGACAAGAUGCCAAGUCACUUCCAACGACGUCCCAUAUACGUCUGUUGCCUAACAGAGACCUCGGACGGAAGAUUGAUUGACUUCCGUCGGAUCAGUUCAAACAAGCUCCAUGAGAGCCUGCGCGUUGACCUUGUUGCAGAAUUGGCAGGCCCUGAUCAGUACAUCAAAUGCCACGUUAUGUGUGAUGAUAUUGCUGGCACUGCAAGGCAAGCAGAAAUCAAGCCCGACAUUUCGGGAUUCUCUCUACCCAGCGCCAGUGUCAACAAGAAUCCGGCCCCCGCUUCAAAUUUGACCACCCCUGCCUCCGCUGAAGGUAAAUUCCAGGAAACGCCCCAAACCCGAAAGGAAAUUGAUAUAUUUGACGGGGAUGAACUGGAUUUGGAUGACUUUCUGACAGCAGGUCCUCAAAAUGAACGCAAUGAGAAGCAGCAAUUCGCGAAGGGCUUCCAGAAGGGUGAUGAUGAUUUCGAUUGGUUCUCGCUCGAUGAUACUCCUCCGCCACAUACCCGAACUCUAUAUCACCAGUCUACAAAGACCCGAGGAAAGAGUAAAGAGUGGAUUAAGGGAAUGGGGACCCAGGACCACGAAGAAGACGAGCCAAAACGGCUUGCGAAUGGAAAUUGGGCUUGCAAUCAUAGAUGCAAUGACAAAGCAAGAGUUGGCUUGGAAAAGCGUCCUAGGCCUCCAAAAAGAAAAGCCACUACCACUGAGAAGGCCGAUGGACUCAACCAACUCACAAUUCCACUUGCUGUUAGCAAAACCAACUCGACUGCUGACUCGAAGAAGUCUAAAAUGAAAGACCAAGGAAUUCGGGAGCUCGUUGAGGAACUCCCCACAAGCAAACAAGUUCAAGACAAGUCAAAGCAACCAAUGGGUGGGGACAGGACAACGGCCACCACAGUAGAAAAAGGUCGACAACCGCCAUCAUUUGGGAUAUUUUCCAGUGAUUACGGGGAUGACGACUUCAGUGACUUCUCGCUGCCGCACAAACCUUCUAGUUCUAGUUUCAACCUGCCUAGAGCAACAAACCUUUCUCAGACUAAACUUGAUGAGCCUUCCCCAACAGCUCUUGUAUCUGGCAAAAGUUCUUCAAAGGAGGCUGCACACGAAAACCAAAUUUUCAACAAUAACAGCCCCAUCGUGAUCUCGAGUGAUAGCCCGCCCGGAACGGGGAAUGAGAUCUUCACCAACUCUGAACAACUUCACAGCGCUGCCACGCCAGCUACACAAUUAGUGUCCUUGUCAACUAAUUUGCCACUAAGUGCCAGGCGCAGUCCAUCUGGUAUUGAAUCGAUGAUCAGUGAGCACUUUCCGAAAUGUGCCGACGAAAUCAUCACUCGGCAGGAAAGCAUGGAGUGUGAGAGAGAGUUCGAUAUCGAGGCUUUUCUUCAUGAUUGUACGAAUUAUCCAUCGACAAGUUCCAAUUUAGGAACACCCGGAUGGGAAGAUAUCGACCGUAUGCUACUGGAAGAAUUCAAGGAUGUUGUGGACUUUCACUAG
Penicillium chermesinum is the source of this 4101-nucleotide messenger RNA. RefSeq lists its product as uncharacterized. The record is from RefSeq and is a predicted model, not a curated record. The transcript is spliced from 9 exons. NCBI's taxonomy places the organism in Eukaryota, Fungi, Ascomycota, Eurotiomycetes, Eurotiales, Aspergillaceae. The coding region runs from base 1 to 4101 and encodes 1366 amino acids. Gene Ontology annotation, molecular function: nucleic acid binding; ATP binding.